Messenger RNA from Lecanosticta acicola, 2410 nucleotides. The record is from the annotation of a GenBank genome assembly. NCBI's taxonomy places the organism in Eukaryota, Fungi, Ascomycota, Dothideomycetes, Mycosphaerellales, Mycosphaerellaceae.
AUGGCGCCAGACAGAGGACCGCGACAUUCGUACGAAAGCGAUGCAGCAAGAGACGAUGGCGACAAUGGGCUCGAGCACGAGACCAGCCGUAGUGUUGCCCGAGAGCCCAUUGGACAAGAACCAAGCCCAGAGUUCCUGGCGAAGAUGAGCGAGCAGCCUCAAUUUACGGUCCGGGCAUUAGUGAUGGGUAUCGUGAUCGGCAUACUAAUCGCAUUCUCGAAUACCUAUUUCGGUCUGCAGACGGGCUGGAUCAGCGGGAUGGCCAUGCCGUCCGCGUUGAUCGGUUUCGCAUAUUUCAAAGGGCUCCGAGCAUUAGCAUCGCGCGCUGGAGAACCGUUCAUGAGGAUGGGGCUUGGAGAAGGAUUCAGCGAAGUGGAGAACGUGCUGGUGCAGACAGUCGCGGGAUCGGUCGGGACAAUGCCUUUAGGAUGUGGUUUUGUGGGUGUCGUACCAGCACUGGAGUUCUUGCUCAAGCCGGAAGAGACGCCGAAGAGCAAUUUGCAUGAUACAGACAUGCUAGCACUUUUGGCGGAGGGCGAGAAGACCGGUGGGAUACAUCUGCCCAUGGGGAAAUUGUUGCUAUGGGCCUUGGGCCUUUGCUUCUUCGGAGUGGUGAUCGCAGUGCCUCUCCGAAAGGAGGUCAUUGUUCGCGAGAAGUUGAAGUUUCCAUCCGGUACUGCUACCGCACUGAUGAUCGGCGUUCUGCACGGUGGUACGAGGACAGGAGCCGAAGGUAACAUCGAACAGCAUGCCGCGCGACAGCGAAAACGCAACAACGCGAAUGCUGACGACGAGGAAAGUCGCGGACUACUGAGCGAUGGGUCACCAGCUGCUGGCCAUGAUCAAUGGCAAGGCGAUGGCGGACCGCUGCGCAAACGUGACAGCGCAGCAGCCAGGAAGGACUGGAGAAAACAAAUUCAGCUUCUCACAGCUUCCUUUGGCAUCUCCGGGCUCUAUGUACGUAUACUUCCUCUCGAUAGGACCUUGCAGAUAGCUUUGUAUGAAAUCAGUGCUGAUGUUGUGCCAGACCUUUAUCUCCUACUUCAUUCCUCAGCUACAUUCAAUUCCAAUUCUCGGCCUUCACAUGUCCCAAGUCUGGGUGUGGAAUCUCAACCCAAGCCCAGCCUAUGUCGGCCAAGGCAUUAUCAUGGGUCCAGCUACAACUAUUCACAUGCUUCUGGGCGCGCUACUUGGAUGGGCUGUGCUCUCGCCCAUGGCCAAAUCGGAGGGCUGGGCGCCUGGGCCCGUUUCGGAUUGGAACACUGGUUCCAAAGGCUGGAUUGUGUGGGUCAGUCUGGCAAUAAUGUUGGCAGACGCGAUCGUCAGCCUUGGUUGGCUGAUCCUUAGACCUACCAUCUACUACAGCCGUCUCUAUGGGCCUGGAAUUAUCAAGGGUGUUAGAGACAAGGGCAUCCAGCGCUGCCUCCAGGAUGUCGCAAGGCCAAUGAUGAGGGGCUACAGCCCCGUGAACUUAGACGAAGACGCGACAGACACGAAUGGAAUACGCAACACCAAAUCUGCUCCCAUGGACGACGAAGAGGAAUACGAUGCACCACCCGAGCACCGAAUUGGCGUCAAGACUACCUCUGUUGGCACCGUUCUCACUCUUGUUUUCUGCAUUUUUGCUGUGCAAUACUCGUUUCCUGGUAUCAUUUCUAUUGGUCUGACGAUGCUUGCCCUCGUACUGGCCCUUCUGCUGAGCAUCAUGGGCGUGCGCGCUCUCGGCGAGACAGAUCUAAACCCAGUCAGCGGCAUCAGCAAGCUCACACAGCUCAUCUUCGCGGCCGUUGUCCCUCCAGGCGCCAAGAACGCCGUUACCAUCAAUCUCAUUGCUGGUGCAGUUUCCGAAGCUGGAGCUCUUCAAGCAGGCGACCUCCUCCAAGACCUCAAGUGCGGACACUUGCUUGGAGCCUCUCCAAAGGCGCAAUUCUGGGGCCAACUCAUCGGAUCGGGAAUCGGUGCUGUCGUGUCAGCGCUCGUAUACAGACUCUACACGAGCGUCUACCAAAUCCCGGGUGGACUGUUCCAAGUUCCCACAGGCUUCGUGUGGAUUUUCACCGCGAGACUGGUCACGGGCCAAGGCUUGCCUCCGAAAACCGCAGAGUUCGCUGCUGGUGCUGCUGUAAUCUUUUCUCUUCUCACGGCACUGCGAAUCUACGGGAACAGCAUCAAAGCGAAAUGGGUUCCGUACGUUCCGGGCGGUAUUGCCGUCGCCGUGGGCAUGUACAACACCCCUUCCUUCACGCUCGCGAGGACCGUGGGGGGAGUGAUGGCUUGGUGGUGGACGGGCUGGAAAGGGAGGGAAGAGACGCCGAUGAUUGUGCUUGCUUCUGGUCUGAUCUUGGGCGAAGGAUUGCUCAGUAUUGUCAACUUGGCCCUUGCGAGCGCGAAGGUGCCACAUUUGGGAUGA